Symbiodinium necroappetens is the source of this 1518-nucleotide messenger RNA. The record is from the annotation of a GenBank genome assembly. Lineage: Eukaryota; Dinophyceae; Suessiales; Symbiodiniaceae.
AUGCUGAGCAACGGAGUAGCGACACCUUGGCCUGGCUAUGCCAAGGACGAGCGGCGGCGGUGGAUGCGACGCUUCGGCAUCAAGCCCCAUGAGAUGCUUCAAGCUUCCGACAAAAUUGAAAAGGACAAUCAGCCAAAGGAGAAGAAGGAGAAGCGUCAGUCGCUCUAUAAAGUAAGCGAGAAGGAGAAGAAGCGAAGGAAGACGGGCUCUGACAGCCACCUGGCCAUUGCCAUUGGCAACACCGAUCCCAGGACCUUCCGACACUUCGGCGCCAGGUCCUGCAUGGUCCAGGCGUACCUUGACACUGGUUUCGAGGUGGCGAACCCCGAGCAUCUCGGAGAGCAUCCCUCAUCGGCGAGCAUCUCUGGAGAGGUUGUUGGAGAAAGCUGUGGCUUUCGCCUACGUUUCUCGACGAACGUCGUCGACAGGGAGUUCCUGUCGAACAAGGUGGUUCACUACUCGAUUUGGGUGAACUUGUUGUGCGUCUGGCAGAUUAGGUGUUUCAUGCACCAGAUGAACGAAGCCGACGACGGUCCUGCAGUUUCUAAGGUCUCCAUGCUCUGCAUUGCCAUGCAGGCUUUGACCGAUGCCUACGACUCUUUCCUCCAUCUCUGCCUUGGUCUUUCAUCACAGUAUCUCUUCAACUCUAUGUCCAUGAUCGCUCUCUUCAAGUUCCUGCUGUGCUCCUUCCUGGAAGCCCGGUACCUCUUGAUCAUCCUGCGCCACCGACGGCAUGAGGCCUUCGCUGAGGGAUGGGAAUCAGUGCGACGAGAAAUAUCAUGGCUGUAUACGCGAUUUUAUGGUGCCCUGGUGCUGGGGCUCAUCAUCAUCUACAACUGUCUUCCUUUUCUCGACCUCGUGGUGCUUCUUCUGCAGUUUUAUUGGGUGCCGCAAAUUGCCUGGGACGCCUGGCAGGGCACGAGGGCCUCGCUGAAAACCAGCUUCAUCUCGGGCAUCUCGGCAUCCAGGCUGCUUCUUCCGCUUUACCUUUGGGGCUGCCCCAAGUCGAUCUUCAGCGGAGAAAUCUACCCGCGGCUUCCCGGAGCUCCGAGCUUUCGCUGGUGUCUCCUUCUGGUCGGACUACAAACGAUUCAGGUCGGAGUGUUGUUAUUGCAGCGUCGACUAGGCGCUCGAUGGUUUAUCCCCUGGGCAAGCCAGGUGCCGCCGAUGCCCCAGGCGCCUGCUCCGCCGCCCCCGCGACAAGCACCUCCGCCACCGCCCCCACCUCCGCCACCCCCCCCGCCCCCGCCCUCCCCUCCUCAGCCAACAGCAAAGUCCACGACAUUUGUGGAGACAGACAGCACAACGACUACAACCACUACGACCACUACGACUACAACAACUACGACUACGACCACCACGACCACAACCACCACCACAACUCCAGCGCGAACUGUGCCAUCUGCGGUUCUGAGUGACAGCGAUCUACUCCCGGAAGCUGGCGACGGCCGACAGCGGCAUCUGAGCAGCGUGAAGGAGGCCGGCCACCACACCAUGCAUGGAGCAUGGCUCUAUGGC